This is a messenger RNA of Mustela lutreola (European mink), 1797 nucleotides long. RefSeq names its product transmembrane protein 88B (gene TMEM278). Gene Ontology annotation, cellular component: plasma membrane. The transcript has 2 exons. Lineage: Eukaryota; Metazoa; Chordata; Mammalia; Carnivora; Mustelidae. Gene Ontology annotation, biological process: negative regulation of canonical Wnt signaling pathway. The coding region runs from base 277 to 813 and encodes 178 amino acids. The record is from RefSeq and is a predicted model, not a curated record. Gene Ontology annotation, molecular function: PDZ domain binding.
CUGACCAGAACACACAGGAGCUGGCUGGGGACACUAGCCAGGGCUGGAGCUGCAGUUGCCUGGCAGAGAGAGUCCCAGCCUGGCAGCAGGGGAAACUGAGGCAGUGGUGUGGCCCUGGAUACUGAUGUUCAGAGCUGGGCCUACCUGGGCCAGGGCGCUGUCCUCCAUCUGGGUCCACCAUGGUUGCUGGGCUCUGGGUGGGAGUCUGACCUGGGGACCCAGGUCCUGCUGUCUGAUUACUGCUGGGAACCCACCAGGCCUGCUGCCUGGGAAAGCAUGAGUGAACAGGAGAAGGAGACGGAGGAGGAUGAGGGAGGGGGCACUUCUGACACGGCACCCAUGCUGCCAGGAAGACUUCCCGACUGCCAGGCCUCAGCCCUGAUGUCCCCAGGAUGGGUAGGCCUGGCUGUCCACGGCUUGGGGACCCUGUUGCUGCCUGGCCAGGCCCUGGCGGGGCUCCUGCUGCAGCUGCUGCUGCCUUCGACAGCGUUCCUGCUCGUGCUGCUGCCCUCGGCUGCCAUCGUGUACCUGGGAUUCCUGUGCCACUCGAGGGUUCACCCGGCUCCCCGCCCCGCGUGCCGCGCGCUCCUCUCGGACAGGGGCUCCGCGGCGCUCAUCGUCCUCGGCUUCCUCUCGCUGCCUCCGCUGCUCGUGCUUGCCUCGGCCGCCCGCGCCCGCCUGGCCCGGCGCCUCCGCGCGCUGCUGCCGCCCGCAGCCUGGAGCCCUGGAGCCCGCCGCCGCGCUGGGUGCCGCGACCGUGGGCGAGGGGGACGCCACCCCGACGGCGACGAGCCGCUCUGCGCCUGGGUGUGAGCCCCGGAGGCCUCUCCAGGGCCGAGACUCCCGAGUCCGGGAAGGGCUCCCCGGCCUCCGCCCCGCCCCGUGAGAGAGCCCCCGGGCCUGCGGUCUUGGGGCGUGCGUCCCGGUGCCCGCCUGGAGACCCGCGGGGCUCCGUGCGCAGCGCGUGGGGCGGCCGCGAGGUGGCGCCAGACACGCCGGAGCCGAGGCCGGGCUUCCGACGGCCGCCCCGCCCCGCCCCGCGCCGCCCCGCGCCGCCCUGCCAGCCGCUGCGCCGUGGAAACGCCCGCGGCCCUGUGUCCAGGCGGGCCUCCCGCUCGCUCGCUGUUUCCGACCCCCGGACUCUCCUGCGCUCUGGCCAGUUUCUUCGUCUCCUUCCAAGUUUCCCUAGUUGCUGGGUGAAGUCUAAUCUGCCAAUUAGCCUGGUCACUUAAUUUCGUUCUUUGAUUAGCGUGUCUAGAGGUUAGACUUGUUUCUUGUUCAAAUCUCGUCAUUUGUGACGGUCUCUUCACGCUCGUUCAACUUUUAGGUUCCAGUUUUGCUUCCAGAUUCCAUGUGGGAGCAGUUCCCACAUGGUUACUUUGUAACACCUGACGGCCACAAUGUCUUACUCUCUCGGGGCGGGGGUCCGAAUCCGUUAUUUGUCGUUUCCGAUGAGGCUCACUGAUGGUGUAUUGUUUCUUUGAGCGGUGGCUCCUUUCCCCUGUCCGCCGCACCCGUGAACAUCCUGGGGACAUGUCGCUCCCGGAAGGAGUCCCUCUGCGAGGCGGCCCUACCUGGGCCCUGCUCGGUCCUGUGCGGGCUUCGGUAAUGGCAGGUGCGCGUCUCCAUCCUUGGGUCGCGGGCCCCUCUGCUAUGCCACCUGUUUCCUUUCAUCUUCCCGCGUUUGUUUGUUUAUUUAUGUAUUCUUAGUGCUUUUAAUUUGGGGGGAGCCUUGAAGAUAUUUACUUACUUAUAAGCUCAGCAGUAUAUUAAAAAUAUAUUUCUCGAGGCACUUGA